Messenger RNA from Acanthopagrus latus (yellowfin seabream), 3332 nucleotides. It is a transcript of the gene inpp5kb, whose product is annotated as inositol polyphosphate-5-phosphatase Kb. Gene Ontology annotation, cellular component: cytoplasm; ruffle; plasma membrane. Gene Ontology annotation, molecular function: phosphatidylinositol-3,4,5-trisphosphate 5-phosphatase activity; phosphatidylinositol-4,5-bisphosphate 5-phosphatase activity; inositol bisphosphate phosphatase activity. The coding region runs from base 1190 to 2806 and encodes 538 amino acids. Lineage: Eukaryota; Metazoa; Chordata; Actinopteri; Spariformes; Sparidae. The transcript has 13 exons. The record is from RefSeq and is a predicted model, not a curated record. Gene Ontology annotation, biological process: negative regulation of peptidyl-serine phosphorylation; phosphatidylinositol dephosphorylation; negative regulation of glycogen biosynthetic process.
UUUUACAUUUUGUGACAGUCUAUGAAAAAUAACUGUAGCCAAACCUUCUUAGAAAUAUGGUGUGAAAAAAAAAAAAACAAACUUAGGAGGUGGUAAUUCCCCCGUUUCAUUUACAUGGCAAGUUAAUGACUUUGUAGUAACCCAACAAUACCAAAGUAACAAAACAAUUGCCAUUUAAAUAAAUUGUUAAACAUUGAGGGAAAUUGCAUUCUUGCAAAGAGCUGGAUGAGAGGACUGAUACCACUCUGAUGUCUGUACUUUCAACAGAGAGCUGACAAUUAGCUUAGCUUAGCAUAAAGACCAGAAACAGCAGGAAACAGCUAGCCUGACUUUUCCAGGGGUCACAAAAAUCUCACAAUAAGCAUGUCAGUGAACAUUAUGCGCGGUCCACACUAAAACUGAAGUGCAAAAACAACCAUUUUUGCUUGUUCAGGUUAUACUGGGCCGGUUUCAUGGGCUGACACAGUGACGUCCUUCCUGUGUAGAUUAAACAAAUUAGCUAUCACGUUCAAGGAGCUUUACAGAUGCCGGCCGGCGGAUUUAGUUCCUGCCAGACAGAGCAGGGCUGGUUUUCCCCAUCAUGUUUAAAGCACUGAUGCUAAACUAAGCUAACUGUUUCCUAGCUGCGUCAUACUUGAAAGACAGAUAUGCAAUUACAGAUACAGAGACGAUCUGAGACGAGGCACUUGAGGAUAUACAUUAAGCAACGACCUUCUGGCCGUCAGCAUUGAACUUUGACUUGUAUAUCCAACCGAGACGCGGUGGCCUCGUUUUUCACACCACAUCACCGUCCGCUCGCAUGUGGCCAACAAAAAAGUGAUUAAUACAUGUACAUUUCCACAAAUUCUACAUGGGGCCUCCUGAAAAGCCUUUUUGAGAUUCGAAUAAUAGCUUGUACUUUCAUUGUAAGUGCUUAUCAUGUGAAAAAAAAUAACUCAAGACAUUACAUUCACCCCUUCAAGGAGAAAUUACAGCGCCUUAAUUAAAAUGGAACAUGGCAAAUCAGAGCAACCUACACAUUCCAUACUGUUGGGAAAGUAAAGGAUUAUUUUCUGAACAUACAAAGACGGCUUUAGAGCAACAAAUACCUCGCGUCAUGGUGACAUUCAACAAACAGACAUGUCCAUUCAUGAUUAGAUAAUACUUUCUCACCGGGUUGUUAACCAACCUGGGAUAAUAGCUUGAUCCGAUGUUACGCUUUAAGUCCAGAGCAGGUUGUGAGUGGGACCUUGUACCCAGAGCAGCUGAGUGGAAGGUGAGGGAACCAAAAAAGAGCACAAACAGUCAAACGACGGGACUCACUGUAGGAAAGCAGAUCCAGUCUCUCGACUCCCCUUUGGAGAGCUUUGUCAUCUGUGGACAGGGAGUUUGCAGCUUUUUCCAGACGCCAAAACAUAGAGACAAAGACAAAGGGGAGAACAUGAGUGCUGGAAGAGGUCGAAGUGGAGGGAAGGACAAGUGCAGGCUGCACAUGGUGACCUGGAACGUGGCCAGUGCAGAGCCUCCCGAAGACAUCACCUCUUUGCUCCAACUGGACGUUCAGCCCCCCGCAGACCUCUUUGUUAUUGGCCUGCAGGAGGUGAACGCCACCCCGGUGAGGUUCAUCUCUGACAUGCUGGUGGAGGACUCCUGGAGCCACGUCUUCAUGGACACACUGGCACCCAGAGACUUCGUCAAGGUCACAUCAAUAAGGAUGCAGGGUUUGCUGCUGCUGGUCUUUGCCAAACAAAUUCAUCUCCCCUUCAUCAGAAAGAUCCAGACCAACUACAUCCGCACCGGCAUCUUCGGCUACUGGGGUAAUAAAGGAGGAGUGUCUGUGCGUUUUUCUUUCUACGGCCACAUGGUGUGCUUCCUGAACUGCCACCUAGCGGCUCACAUGAACUACGCUCUGGAGCGUGUGGAUGAAUUUGAGUACAUCCUGGAGUCACAGGACUUUGACAUCUCUGACACCCCAAAUGUGCUGGACCACAAGGUGGUGUUCUGCUUGGGAGACCUGAACUUCCGUAUCGCCGACCACGGCUUGCACUUCAUCCGCUCGUCCAUCAACAGCGGGCGCCUUAAUUUGCUCUGGACUAAAGACCAGCUCACCAUGAUGAAGAAGAAGGAGCCUUUCCUGCAGGAAUUUGAGGAAGGGCCGCUGAAUUUUAAACCCACCUACAAGUUCGACCGUAACUCCGACACCUAUGAUACCAGCGGCAAGAAGAGGAAACCCGCCUGGACCGACCGGAUCCUCUGGCGCAUCAAACCCAAAACCCUGCCAUCAGAGGAUGAUGACGACGAGAAGGCAUCGACUUCCACUGAUGAUGGGCUCGAUGACUAUCCUCUCCUGGUCACUCAGGACAAAUACACCAGUGACAUGAGCUACGGAGUCAGUGACCACAAGCCCGUCAUCGCCACCUUCAGCCUGGAGCUGAGGAAGUGCUUUGACAUACCACUGGUGCACAUUUCUCCUGUGGGCGUAUGGAGCGCCGACCAGGAUGCACAUCUCACCUACACCGUCCAAGAGGACUUCAUGUCUUCCACAUGGGACUGGAUUGGCCUGUACAAGGUGGGAUUCAAGAGCGCGUCCGAUUAUGAAACCUUUGUGUGGGUCAGAGAGAACGACCUGCCGGAGAUAAAUGAAGUCAUACAGAUAUCAGUGGAUAAGGAUGAGAUCCCUCUGCUCGGUGGACAGUAUUUGUUGGGUUACUUCAGCACAAACAUGCAGAGCAUCCUUGGUCUCAGUGCAAACUUCCAGAUACUGGAGUCAAAGCGCGCUGUCAUGGAGGGCCUCGUUCCUGAGAACGUCAACGGAGUCAACAAAUAAGAAGAAAUUCACCUCAGUGCCGCAUCGUGUUCCUGGAAACGUACUCAGGAUUGAUUCAGACUUUCAAAUGCCCCCAAGAUCAGCUCCGUCGUCUACUGGACGAGCUGGCACAGUCAUUAAAUAGAGGCCACCACACUGUGCCAUCACAUGGACUGGAGACUUCAAUGUGUCGUUUCGAAUUUUGCCUUUAAGGAAUUUACCUGCAGUCUGUAAGCUUUAUCAUGUAACAAGUCACUGUCCAGCUCAUCAACAGGCCUUUUUGUGCCUGUUAGAGUAGAAAGUAUGGAAAUAAAUUAGUUUUUUUUAAAUUGGUGGACAUGUACGGCAGGUCAAUACAGUCCUUGGUCAAAUUGAAUGUGAAAAUACUUUUGUUUUAUGUUUUAUUUUGAUCUACAUUAGUGCCAAUACAGAUCUGCCAACAUUUACUGUAUAGAGAAGUAUAUGUUAAUGCAGGGUGCUUUACUUUAUCUGUACUGUAAUAAUGCAGAAAGAUGCUAAUCUGGUAAUUAAAUAUUUAAAAAUCUCA